AUGCUGGCUUUUCUCGUAUGUGGGCUUACCCUUUUGUUCACACCUAACGGUAAGUUUGAAGACGCCAUUAUGUUCUCCCGGCUCGAGGCUUUUUUGGACCAAAAAAAUAAUCCGUGAUCAUCAUACUAGAUAUUUAACGUUGAUGUAUUCUAUGAUUGUAUAACAUGAACGAAAAUGUAUAGAAACGUAGAUUCGACGAAUUUUUACUUAUUCAGUGAAAUUACCUUUAACAGUUUUUCUAUCCAACUGCCUAUAUACGAAAUUUAAAUUAUGGCACCCCAAUAGAUAUUCGAAACGAACGCAUCGAUCCGCGUUGCGGUUGCUUGUGACAGUAUAAUUUACCCCCUUUUAAGCUAUAUCAACCAUUCAUUCAGUUGUUGGUGAUAAGAACCAUGCUCAGAGAGUUAUGUUUCAAGCAAGUGCAGCUUGAUUAACAAAUAAUGCGUGGUCCUUUGUAAUUUUUAUUUUUUUUGGCAAAGCUCAUGAACUGGCUUUUUCAGUCAUAUUUUAAGUAUCUAUUCUGCUCGCUUUUAAACGGUAUAUUCACAACAGUUUGGUGACACCAACUACAGGGGAGCCUUGAUAUAAUGAAUGACUAAGGGACUGCCAUGGAAAUAUGUUCGCUAUAAAUAUGUUUCCUUUAGAUAUCAAGGUUCUUUUACAUAAAUUCUACUAUUACUGGGGCGAAGAAUAUCGCUCGCGCGACAAACCCGCGACGGCGAGGCACAACGCGCUGUAGAAAGCUUCAUCAAACCGUGAGUAAAAUAGAUAUUUUGAGAAUGGACCUUUAGAGCCAGAGAAAUCAACGCAUUUUUGGUAAUUCAAAAAAAAAAAAAUUAAAUGAUCAGAGAACUGUUCCAAGAUAUUUUGAUGGACGCUGUUGAGACGUUAUUUCCUAUUCAACCAAGCCUUGAUUCAAUUGAUUCGUUGAGUAGAAUUUUCCAUGUUUUUGAAACCUUCGUUUUGUUCUCUGACACACAGUUAAUUCCUGUCAAAAUAUCUUUUACCUUUUUUACUUAGGAAUAAGACGAUAGGAAGAGAUAUUAACAAAUACUUUAAACGGAGUUAUUCUCUGUUCAGUCCAGUCAGUGCUUUAGAAAUUCAAGAACACACCUUUUCUGAGAAGAAAAACGGUCAAUUAUCAUAAAUACAACAUUUUCUAAACCGCACAUCUUUCAUUAAAAUAACUCCCUUUUAUGGGAGCGAAUAAAACCAGACGUUAUCGAAUCACAAAUACUGUGUAAAAAAUGAGCUUUAGAAUAAGAUUCUAAUUUUAGACGCCGUAUGGGGUUGGUGUCCGUAAAUUAAACUUUUUAAAAUAUAUCAAAGCGAGAUAUGCCCUUUUCGCGAUCAAAAAGUGUUGAGUUUCUUUUUCAUCAGUUGCAUUUUAAGUUUUUAUGAUACACUGGAAAAGUGUUAUUGGCCAGGCUUGUUCACUUAUGUUCAGGAUUUACAAAAUUAACGAUUUUUCGCGAUGGCCUUUCGCAAACUGCAAAAUUUACAAAAUUAACGAUUUUCGCCGAACGAAAAGUGGCGCUGCGGAUCUUACAACUGAUUCUAUUUAAUUUUGGGGGUCCAAGCGGGGAAGUUUAAUAGAUAAGAGGCGUUUGAAAGAGAUCGAGAGGCGUUUAUUUUGUUGUUAUUGUUGUUGUUUUUGUUUCUAGCUUGCAAAGUAAGAGAUACCAAGCCAGACGAAAGCUUAACUGAGGUAAAAAGAGAAAACGAUGGGGGGGGGGGGGUUUGGUGAAAAGAAGUUUCUCGUUUGACAUCUCGCUUGGCUUUAAAACCAAAAAUGAAAAACACUGCAAACAAGUAGAGUUGUUGCCAGCAAAUUAGCAACAAAUGGGGAUGCCGGAGUAGACAAGGACUGCAAUUUAAGCUUUCGUUCGCAACCGAAUGCUUCCGCGGUUUGCUCUCCUAAGCGAUUUUUUUUGUCUGGGAUCUCAAUCGUUAAUAUUUUCUGUUGAAACUGAAGUCACUAGCAGGUGAUCUCUCAAAACCUCCUUAACAGCCUGGGCCGGCAUGGAGUCAUACUCGAGUCGGUUUAAUUUACACGUAGGUGUAACUCGACCUGAUGUUUAUUCAAUAGGGAAGGAGGGAGACUUAUAGAAGAGAAUGAGAGAGGCCGAGCAUAACGCUUCGGAAUAAAAUAAAGUUACUGACAAUGAAAUGUAUAAAUUGACUACUUUCAGAGUGAAUAACUCAACAAGUUUGACUUUCGGAGAAUCUUCAGUGGAGAAUUAAAAUAUUAAAAUAUUUUAAUUUCUUUUUUUCCCUUACUAUGUAAAACAACUUUUUCAGCUUUUUGAAGGUUUAGGUCAAGUAGACUUAAAACCUACCUAAGACUUCUCUGGCAGUACAACCAGGAAUUGAUCCCUAGUCUUUCAAGAUACCUUUAGAAACUAAAACAAUAAUCAGCUGCAACAGUUUUAAUUAUCAGGAAUAGCAAACUCAAGUAUCGUGUUGAAACUAGGCUUGCCUUCCCUGGACAAAUAAAUAAAAUCGCUAUCAUUUAAUACCAGCUAUGAAAAAACUGCAGCAUCUUUUACACUUAUAUGUGGGAUUGAACUACUAAUUCUAAUUCUUCUUAAUAACCAAGACAAAGUAACAUGAUAUCUGACACGUAAGACAGAUAAUGAUCUUGAUCUUGAUAUGUGUCUUGUCUCUCGUCAAUAGCGUAACUUUACAAUUUUAGUCAAGAAACGAAAUUACCUUUUUUUCCCAACCGUCCGAAUGAAGCUCUUCGACUGUCCUCUGCUAAACGCCCUCGAAGAAGACAUUUUGAAGCGGAUUCACUGUUAUCUACUUCGAGCUCUGUCAUUUCAAGCAAGAUUGCGAAGUUCACGUUUAAAUAUUAUAUUUAAACACUAAUAUGAAACAUCUCAGCACCGUUGGCCCUUUAAUAAAUUCAGCCUUGAUUGUCAUAGUUCUGGCAAUAGGAGCCACAUCCCAAAUAAUCGAAGCAGUGUCAACAGUGUGUCAACAGCGAUUGAUAGCAGGACUUGAAUGGUGAAUUAAAAAAAACAUGGCAUGCUAGUGGUCCACCUACAAUAAGAAAAGAAAAAAUGUAAUUGCGAUAAUAUUCUGAGAACCAUAACGCCUCAAUACACCACAAAACAGGAUUUUCCCGCUAUAAUAUUUCCUCAUCGAGGUACAGUCAACUCUCUCUAAGACGGACACCUUUGGGACCGGUACUAGCUGUCCGUCUUAGAGAGAGUCAAAUAAAGGGAGCAAAGAAAGGCAGGAACCAACUCUAGGAACCGUUUUACGGAGGUGUCCGUUAAGAGAGGAUCGACUGUAUUUCCUUUUUAAUACGCAUGCAUAAUUACACGAAAAUUAAGGGCCUCGAAUCGGGGAAAAUUACAUCAUUGCCAAACAGCUAGAAACGAGAUAAACUUACAUGCGUCAUUUCAGUCACCGCCGAAAAUAAACCGCAUGUUCAUCACGAGACUCGUUUGCAUACAACAAAAGCCGUCACGAUUCUUAUCCCCAGUUUCCACGGUCUCCGCUAAGAACGCCUGGGACCAUGGCUGACCAAUUGAGGAAGACCGACGAAAAAACAAAAACAAAAAAACGCAUGCAUUUUAAGAGUCUCGCUCUGUAAAAAAAGGUCGACUAAUAACCAAUACGAAACAUCAAGGUUUUGAAAUUAGCAAAAAGAUAGUAUCUUCAUAUCCCAAUUGCCCCUCGAGUAACACGAUAUCUGACACGUAGACAGAUAAUGAUCUUGAAUCUUGAGUUGUGUCUUGUGUUUCGCCAAUAGUGUAAUGUUACAAUUUUAAUCAAGAAACAAAAUUACGUUUUUCUUUUUAUACAACCGUCCGAAAUCAGCUCUUGGAUUUUCCUCUGCUAAACGCUCUUACAGAAGACUUUUUGAAGCGGACNAAACAGCUAGAAACGAGAUAAACUUACAUGCGUCAUUUCAGUCACCGCCGAAAAUAAACCGCAUGUUCAUCACGAGACUCGUUUGCAUACAACAAAAGCCGUCACGAUUCUUAUCCCCAGUUUCCACGGUCUCCGCUAAGAACGCCUGGGACCAUGGCUGACCAAUUGAGGAAGACCGACGAAAAAACAAAAACAAAAAAACGCAUGCAUUUUAAGAGUCUCGCUCUGUAAAAAAAGGUCGACUAAUAACCAAUACGAAACAUCAAGGUUUUGAAAUUAGCAAAAAGAUAGUAUCUUCAUAUCCCAAUUGCCACUCGAGUAACACGAUAUCUGACACGUAGACAGAUAAUGAUCUUGAAUCUUGAGUUGUGUCUUGUGUUUCGCCAAUAGUGUAAUGUUACAAUUUUAAUCAAGAAACAAAAUUACGUUUUUCUUUUUAUACAACCGUCCGAAAUCAGCUCUUGGAUUUUCCUCUGCUAAACGCUCUUACAGAAGACUUUUUGAAGCGGACUGUUAUCUACUUUGAGCUCUAUCAUUUCAAGCCAGAUUGCAAAGUUCGCGUGUGAAUAUUUUAGCACUGUAUGAUCAUGAAACAUCUCAGCACCGUUGGCUUAAUAAAUUCAGCUUUGAUUGUCAUGGUGCUGGCAAUAGAAGUCAUAUUACCAAAAAUGGAAGCACUGUGAACAGCGAUUGAUAGCAUGACUUGACUGGUGAAUUCAAAAACAUAGCAUGCCAGUGGUCCACCUACAAUAAGGAAGAAAAAAUGUUUGUUAAACUCACUAAUCGAAUCGAUCAAAAACAAACAACAGUAGCUGAAAACAAACUUUUCACGUUAGAGAAAUACGAACCUCUAAAUAAUUCACCCAAUUUGCCAGUAGCCAGGAAUAUUCUCAGUCCUAGUUCAACAGUAUGAACAGGAGAAAAUUACGCGUCACGAUUGUUACCCUAGAAACGAAAAACACAUUUUAGUCAUCUGACUUAUUGAACAGCACAAAGACAACGACAACGACUUAAAGAUGCGGCUAUGCUGUCGAAUACCGAAUAGCUAAGAUUUUUAUCAUUGUUGUAAAUGGUCGAAUCACCAAUAUUCACGAGGUUAUCUACUUUAAUGAAAUACGUCUCAAAAACUACAAUACUUAGUAAGCAGGAAGGAUGUAUCAUGUUGUUCAUUUAUUCAUGUUUUUUUUUUUUUUGGCCGGAACGAAAGGGUCUGUUGAACUUUGUGAGCGAGAGAAUAAGGCGUGUUUACAGAAUUAACAAUACUCGGUACAACUUCCAAAAAAAUAAGCUUCCUUUCAAACAUAUAAAACCACAAUUUAUAGACCGCAUAGUUUCGAAUUAAAGUCUAUAUCUAAUUAUCAAUUAUUGUUUCAUUGGAAGAGCUUUGAAAAUAUAUGAUCAUUUAUACUCUACCUUGAAGCAGGUCAAACAGAACUCAUAAAUACGUGCGUUGUACCGUUCGCGAUAGCCGAAUCCGGUCAGAAAUGUCUUGAAGCAGCAUCCACACUAAAAUAUGAACCCUUUAACAGCUGCACCACUGUACACGGCGUUUGAAUCAUGAAGAUAUAUUUAAUGUAAUGCUUCUAAACACCUGUAGCCGUAAUAAAAGACGAAAAAAUUGUGAAGAAUCAAGAUGGCGGUCUCAAAGAGCUCUUGUUCGACCUUUAGCAAUGCUAUGUUUAAUAGAUGCCAAGAUCUGAUUGGGUCCUAAGCAUCAACUCAUAGUACCUUCAACCUUAUUGGCUCUUGCAACGAACAUUCGAACAUACAAAGCCACAAAGAUACAUACCCUCACACCACUGAUAUAUGAGCUAUUUUUUCAAAAUAGCUCAAAAACGAAAUCCACCAAUCCAAAUCACAAACCAUGACCAUUUUUUUUCUAUGCAAUGAGGUCCGCUAAGCUGUGAAGGCGAGAAAGCGCCGAUUUGGCGUUGCAGAAAAACCCAAAAUCCAAAGACGUUUCAAUUUUUUAAAUCCCAGGUUACCCGAAACAGCUGCAAGCCAAGGAAGCCUUGUAAUAUCGAAUACUGUAAAUGACAUAAUAAACGCCCUGGGCAUCUACUUAAUUUUUGGGGUCCACAAGGAGGCGUUAAAUAUAUAGGAGAAAGAGGUGGAGGGGCGUUUAUCCUCAAAACUGUAACAAGCUCAACAAAACUAAAAUGCUUUCGGCAAAAAUAUCAAGGGGGUUACAAAAAUGAAGGAAUAUCCACUCCAUCCAUUGAUACCUCUAGGUCGUCUACGGAUCCAUAUCGCUCUUUUCAUGAUCCCAGCAUCGUUGUCAGAAUCCUCGCUCAAGCCUGGUUUUCACUAGCGCAUAAACAUUAGCAUAUGGGCACAAGCACAUGUGUAAGCAAGUGAGAACACUUGUGCUUAUGCUUAUGCUUACGUCGUAGCUUUGACUAGUGAGAACGGGGUCGACAUAUUCACAAGCUAAGAAGAAGACAUUGUCGUCCGCCAUCUUGUUUAUCAUCGGGUUGAGGAGAGCUGGUAUCGAGAAUUGAGUCAAAUAACCAUUCUGCGCGUACGUAUGUCCUUAUGCUUGUACUUAUGCUUAAGUGCUUAUGCUUAUGCUUAUUCUUAUGCGCUAGUGGAAACCAAGCUGUUGUCAUGUCUACUCUAAAUUUGAACUUGAUAUUGAGCAAGAUGAAAUACGCAAAGUCUUGUUAAUCAAGCAAGGAACAUGAUUUGCGUUUUUUUUUUCUGCUGAUUUUGUUGUUGUUGUUUUUUCUUUUUGGUACUAUCUCGUAAAGAAAGAGACACAGCCACGUGAAAGCUUAACUAAGGUAGAAGAGAAAACGAUAGGGAAUGGGGAAACGAGGUUUCUCGUUUGACAUCUCGCGCGUCUUUAAAACCAAAAACGCAAAACACUGCAAAAGAAAUCAACAUCUGACGUAGGCUUGGAGAUAUUUUAUGUGGAUAUUGCGGCUUGUAAAUUAAAGCUUGUUAAAGUCCACUUACUUCCCAAUGUUUAUGGGAAAGCUCUUCAGCUGUCAAGACUUCCCCGCAUGCAUUGCUCGCCCGGCAUGUAAGGUACUCCAAGACAGUAUUGCUUAGAUUCUAAAUUUCUCGCUACAGAUUCCAGAUUCCAGGUGCUAGAUUCCGCAGUCUUUGUCAGUGAAACUUGGGUUCCAGAUUCCAAUUUGGAUACCAUGAUUAAAUUAAGAUACCAGUAAUAGUAGUGGUAGAGUAACAGUAGCAGUAACAGUAGUAGUAGUAGUAGUAGCAGUAACAGUAGUAGUAGUAGUAGUAGCAGCAGCAGCAGCAGCAGCAGCAGCAGCAGCAGCAGCAGCAGCAGCAGCAGCAGCAGCAGCAGCGGCAGCAGCAGUAGUAGUAGUAGUAGUAGUAGUAGUAAAUCGCUUUAUUUGCAUGACCGUAACAUUUGACAUUAUUGCAAAAGCAUAUCAUUCUAUAAACAUUAAUAACAAAACAAGGCUAAUAAUAUUACAUCAAAUUAGCUAAAGUUGUUUAACAUUAUUUAGCUUACAACAAUGAAUCACGUAUGUUCAUACACGAGGAAAUUAACUUCAUUACUAGAGCGGUUUUCACUUGACUGUCGAAAGGGAUUGGUUUUGGUUUUGGUUUUGGUUUUACUACGCCCUUUGGUUGGCUAGUGUAUUUACUUUGGUUUUGGUUUUACGACAGUCAAGUGAAAACCGCUCUAUAGUUUAUUUAUGAAAUACAGUUUGUUAGAGUUCAUCAGAAGUUUAAUGAUUUCAGUAGUCGGUUUCCUUUCAAUGUCAGCUACAAUCUCGCUGAUUUUGCGUGAGAAUACCUUCUCGUCAGCGAAUAGUAUUCCUGACAUUGAAACAAGAAAUGAUUUUCAUCUUCACUUUUUUUGUACUUACACAAUGGACAUAAUCUAUUUUCUCAAAGCAUAUGAUCGAUCUGAUGUCUUCCAAGUUCAAUCAUAAGUUUGUGGUUCGGCUUAUUUUAUACUUCACUAAACUUCUUCUUUCAUUAAAAUUUCUUAACUGGUAUAAAUAAUCGGAUGUAGUGUAUUCAUCUUUAAAAACUUUUUAAAAUUUUAAUUUCUUUGAGUGUUCAAGGCUGUGUAGCCAGAAAGUUAUAUAUUUCUCGUUCAUGUUGUUUGUGUAUCGCCUAAUUUUAUCUAUUCAUGCAGGAUUCAUGGAGUCAUGCAGGAUCUAAAGUGGAUGGACUGUUUUGUUCUACCAUGUUAAUGAAAUUGGUGUAAAAUCCAGAGUUAUUAACAGAGUAAAGAUUCUUUGACAUAAGGAAAAAUUGUUUAACUAUAGAGUCAUUAUCUUUGUUGUUUAGAUAAAUAAAAUAUUUCAUAAUUUUCUCUUUAAUUGGUAUUAUUAGUGGUAAUCUUCCAAGCUCAGCUCUACAAGCUAAAUUUGAGGCUUUAUUGUUCACCUCCAUGUAGCGUUUACAAAACUGGAGACGAAUGUUUUCGAUGGGGGACCUAUUCCAUGUUUUAAAGUCUUGCUUAGUGUACAUCCCCCACACCUCAAUGUUGUAGCUUAAUAUCGGAAAAAUUAUUGCGUCGAAAAUCUGGGAUGCGGUAUUGGAAUGAAGUCUAUUAAGGAGGGUAUGUUUCCGUAUACUGAAGAAGGCAUGUAGGGCUUUUUCUUUUAAGCGUUCAUGUGGAAGAGUAAAGUUUCCAGUUGGAAUUAAACGUGUACGUAGGGUGUAUUGUUGAACAAUUUCAAUGUGCUCGUUUGCCUAUUUUAAAGUUGUUGUCAACAGAUUUCCUUUGGCGUUUUUGAAAUAUCGUUAUCUUUAAAAGUAGGUUGAGUUUGAUCGUCCGGGUGAACGUAGUCCUCAAUAGGACUGUGUUGUUGUUGAUAGUGACUGACGUUUCGACAACCUGUGCGGUAGUCAUCUUCAGAAUCAAAGUGAGUUGUUGAGUUGAGUAGUAUUGAUUCAAUUUUUGGCCCUCCUUCCAAUAAGCGCCCCCUUUCGAAUAAGCGUCCCCCUUCGAAUGUGUUUUUGGUAAUAAGCGCACCCAUUUUAAAACGCGCCCCUAUUCUAAUAAUUUAUUUUAAUAUUAGAGUAAGGGUACGUCGUAUCAAUCGAGGUUCAUCUCCCUCUAAUUGCUCACCAAAGAAGGGUAAUGCCACAUUACAAAAACAGUGGUCUUUGUCUGAGUUUGGCAACUAUUAUGUCCAUAGUUGCAUACAUGUGAGUGCAUAAAUUCUUUAAACGAAUGAUCUCUUCUUCAAAUUUUCUGGCGACUGCUCGGGUGGUAAUUUAUGCGAGUGACAAUGACGCUAUCGACGUCGAAUAGAUUAAUUAAUUAUAUAACUCAUGAACAGUUACCGUUAUAUUGAGCAAUUAGUAUAGGUAAUAGCAUGAUUUGUAGUGAUAUUUGGCAUAAAAAAUUGUUAUACGCAAUUUCACGAGCCGUUAGGCGAGUGAAAUUUGAGACAAUUUUGGAAUAUCACGAGUGGUAUUUAUGCCAAAUAUCACGUGCAAAUCAUGCUAUUAUUUGUUUAUACUACUACCCGCAAAAGGUUUGUAAUUUUCACAUGUAGGUAUUUCAAAUUAAGCUGAAAUACAACUGCUCUAAGCCAAUCAAAUUGCAGAAAUUUCUCAUGUAGUAGUAUAAGGGAGCUUAAGCAGCAACGAUGGUGACGGCUAUGAAAUGUGAAUUCGUGAAUUCGCGCUGCCUCGAAAUUUAUCGCCCUUAUUCCAUCUCGUUUAAUUCGUCAAAUGUUAGCCAAUUUUUCUGGAGUUGAAUUCUAAAGAACUGUAUGACUGUUCAGGAAAAGAAAAAGAAAGUUGUUGUCUUGUGUUCUCGUCCUCGACAAAACGUGAAAUUAGGCACUUUCACGUCGUAGUCUGCUACGACGGCUAAGAAAUGUACAAAAAAGCAUGAUGCACGUGCAAAGCUGUUGUUUUGCUAAUAUAAACCUCUUGCUCUUUUGCCGUCCUCGUUGCCCUCGCUGUCGUCGUUGCUUAAGCUCCCUAUUACUUUUAUUUCCACGCGACAAGGAUCUUUUCGACGGGAUCAACGAAUUGGACGUCGAAGAUACCGCAUCAGAUAGCUUUUAUUUACGUUAUUGAUGUAAGUGACACUGUCAAAGAUAUCGGCGUAGAAAUAGAUUCAAAUUCCCUCACGUUAACUGAACAUUCACCGUAUAUAUUGACUAUAUUUGUUACUGUUACAGUUUCUGUCAUUGUUCCUUUUCGUAAUAAAUAUUAAAGUAUUGUUUUAAACAUUCGUUUCUCCAAAAAGAAAUAAUCGCUGUGCCCAUUACAAUCAAAAUGUAAAACAAACAACACUGAUAAUAAACUAAAAAAUUCAGCUACAUUAGUAACAAUGAAUCACGUAUUUUCAUACAGGAGGAAAUAAACUUCAUAUUUAACUUAUUUACAGUAGUAAUAGUAGGAGUAGUAGUAGUAUGUAGUAGUAGUAGUAGUAGUAGUAGUAGUAGUAGUAGUAGUAGUAGUAGUAGUAGUAGUAGUAGUAGUAGUAGUAGUAGUAGUAGUAGUAGUAGUAGUAGUAGUAGUGGUGGUAGUAGUAGUAGUAGUAGGCAGUUGUUGUUGUUGUUGUUGUUGGUCAAGUAAUAUGUUUUGUUGUUAUUGUUUCAAUAUACAAAAAGCAAUUCAAAGGAUUUGCUAUUUUUUUACGCAGCUUCGUCUCUCAAGUGCCAAUCCUGUGGCCCUGGUGACGCUCCUUGUGAUGGUCCUAAUGUAACAAGCAUCAACUGUGAGGCCUUUGCAGAUAGCUGUAUGACAGUUACCAUGAUGAUGAAUCAUACGAUUGGGGGGCCACAAACCUUUAUAAUGAAAAAUUGUUCACAUUCUACAAUAAUUUGUCAAGAGGAUGGCCCCCGCUAUCGUAAGUGUCAUACACAAGGCAACUUUACGCGGAGGGCCUGUAGUGAACCUCCCCGAAAGAAGGUCCCUCCCUAAAAAUAAACGGGCGAUCCUCGGGAAAUAUUAAACGUAGUUAACCAUAUUAAAACUUAGCCUGUACCGCAGACGAAACCAAACUCUGGUUAAGUCCGUCUGAGAAACAGCGCCGGAAUCCUCGUUCUUCCCCUCCACCCUUUGUACCAGGAUUUGAGUAAGCGCCAGGAUUGAUCAUUGUCAAUUUGCCAAUCAAGAUUAAAGGAAAUUCGAAACGUACUCCCGGUAAUCAGUUGAGUCCGUUGGAGCCGCAGAACAAGGAUAUCGGCGCCACUUCGCAGACGUUUCUAACCGAGGAUAACUUACGACUGCAACGCAGGCUAAUUCAAACUGGGAUUUUUGGAGGUAUUCCUAAGACCGGGGGUACUUCGGAAGCCCCCCUCUAUAACUUAAAUACCGCUCACCGGAUACGUCUAGCAAAACUUACACAACAUAAUGUACUUGCCAUCUCCAGUAUCGAGAUAUAAUUUGAUUGACAAAAUGACGUAAUGUGACGUCAUUGUGAGGUUUAAUUGUUGAAGUUAUUGGCUAAGCCCACAUUUGAACAAGCCUACCCCUAACAUAGCCAUCACGUGAAACAUAUUUUGAUGGAAAAGUGACAGAUAAUACAUUGAACAUCUUAUUUUAAUCUAAGUUUAAGAAAACAUGGCUAUCAAAAAUCAGUUGGCGUGGCAGCGACAAUAUUGACAUGGAAAUGUUCCGAGAUAAAUUUUACGGUUGCUGCCAUUUUGGCACACCACUUGUCACAGGCUCAUCUCGGAAGCAUCUAACCCUCGCCCCUACGGGUUAGGGGGUGAAGACUAGGAAGCCUCCUGGAAACAAAGGAGCUGUGAGAAAGAAUAAGGGAUCAUGGCGUAAAGUAAGGAACAAGUGACUUAAAUACAAGUGAACAAACUGACACAUGAGACAAAGAUAAAACUCGCCAGUAAGACGCGUUGCAGUUAGAUCUCGGGGGAUACUCCCAUAAACUUCGGAUAGGUGUGUGCCACCCAUGGUCUUUCUGACCGUGACCCUUUUAAGGAUAAUAAUACUCCGAAGGAUUGCUCAGUUGUAACGAAUAAUUUGUUUCUCCUGUAGCUGGAAAUUUACGCACUUGAAUUUUAGCUGUCAGAAUUUAGAUACUCUAUCUAAGGAAUAAACUGGGAACACGAUGCCAAAAUGGGCAAAAAUGAUACCCUGUUGAAGGAUGGAGACCCUCAAAAACCACACCCUAUCUGGCGGCACAUAUCUAUCUAGCCCAUAUAUGGGAAUACCCUUCCCCCCCCGGAGCUAGAUGCAACAACACUGGCGACCCUAACAAAGGGAUAAGAACGAAUAAAAUCCCAUUUGUCGUAUGGCAUCAUUUAGCUUUUUUUUUUUUUUCAAAAGCUCAAAAAGGGUAAGGGUUAGGGUAAGGGUAAAAGUAAAGGUUUAUAAAACUAUAACAACAGAGCUCGAUUCUGUGAGUAUAUAGAAAGCGGAACAGUUGUCUAUAGCCAUGGAAGGAAAAUUGAAAAAAAACUGUAGUAUGUGAAAGGUUGAGGGUUUCUCCGGUAGGUGCUGUUCAAGGCCCUAUACAAAAUUCUUAAUUAAAUGAGCCGCUAAGAAGGCAUUGAUUUAUCUUCUUUUAACUAAAGUUACUCAGGCUAGAGAAAAUAGAGAAAAUAAGGAGCGCAAACUCUUACUAGCCUGUUGAGAGCCGUUUUAGAGCGAGCAUGGAAAAUUUCUCUAAAACCUUUCUUGCGAAGCCUGGAAUCAUGUUGUUCCGCUCCUACUCCGGGCAAAAGCUGGGGCUGACUUCUUGACGUCAUCGUACUUAUACCGGAUUUUGUGCGAGCUAGAACAGCCGGAAAACUCCCAUAAACUGAGAAGAUAUUGCAAUGUCUCUAGCGAGUUGUUGGGAAUUAAUUUUUCGUCCGAAGUGUCUCGGCUUUACCGCGGUGCCCGUCUUGAAAGAUUCAAAGUACUGUAUUUUUGAGAAUUAGGUACAAUGCAAUGCAGUUCAAAAUGUAAAAAUAUUCAUCUCUAUCUCUCCCUCUUUCGUUUAUUUUUGCAGCUUGCAAGCAAGCACUACCUUCAAAUGAAACAACGUGUAGAGUUAAUUGUUGUGAGGGAGAUAUGUGCAACCAAGAAUCGUCUGGGGUAGUUACGCCAACAGCAACGGUUACUAUGCCAGCGGCAUCCAGCAACGUGUCAACAAAUGUUUCGUUGUCAAGCAACACGACAACCCCCACCCCUGAGGACAAUGAGCCUCCAUCCGCUGGCGUCCCAGAAUUCAGUGCUGUUUUUAGUUCCAUUUUCCUAGGAUUUAUGGUGGCGUUUUUGGCCACAUUAAGCUAA
Porites evermanni is the source of this 13080-nucleotide messenger RNA. The record is from the annotation of a GenBank genome assembly. NCBI's taxonomy places the organism in Eukaryota, Metazoa, Cnidaria, Anthozoa, Scleractinia, Poritidae.